GGCUGAGAUUCGGCCCUCGCGCCCUUUUGAUCUUGUUGACCGGACUCGCCUUGUUUUGCGACACUGGCAGACUUGACUUGGAGUCAUGGUCAUGGGGGUGUCGGAGGGCGUUUUGGUCAACCUGGAACGUGGCCUCCCGUUUUAUAUUGGAAUCUUCUUCGGUUCCAUGCUCUUUUUCUUGGGUUGGAAUGCCCUCAACUCCUUCUUCUUGGUGGGUCCUGCCGUGGCCACCUAUGUGCACCAUCGCACCAGCGGAAAUCGGAAGAACGCUCUGACGGCCGUGCUCUUUCCCGCCAAUUUGAUUGGAUUGGUCGUGCCAGCGCUUCUAGGCGGACUCAUUCUGUUUCUGGUGACGACCUGGCCAUAUCCCGUGGCCUGCUACACCUUCUACCAGCGUCAGAGAGCCGCGGCUCGUUCACCGGAUGCAGAAGAGCCACCUCCGGUCGCAGCUGGCGCGGAGGCGAAGGUCGUGGGUGUGGUGGAUGGCGAGAAGGAGGAGACCAAUGAGACGAGCCAGAAGUAGAAGACCAGCAAUGCACCAAACGAGUCUCAAGCGCCCGCAGUGCAAGAUGCAGCGGAAACCAAACUGUUUUGCCGUGGAUUUUUGACUGAGAUGAAUCAAGGGAUGGAGUCAGAAACAGUAAUUAGCUGUUUGUUAGCCAUUUGCGUUUACGUUUACAACAAGCAAAGGUCACAAGGUCCCGUCCUAGGCCCUUUUGACUCGAUGUGCACUGAGGAACAUGAUGAUACACGAUGAAACAGUACAUGUAAAACUGGUUUUUGAUUGAUGUCCUCCUUGUUUCCUUUGGUAGCAAGAAGCUACGAAUUAGGUGGAGGCCAUCGCUAUUAGAUUGGAGGCCAUUGCUAGUAGCAAGAAGCUAUUGUUUCUAGACUUUGAGUCGCACGUGGUUGAUUGUUGGAUGCGGCUUGCACGAGCUGUCGAUUUGCUUUGGUGUUCUGUGGCUGAAGGAUGCUGGGGGCGCUCAAGUUGGAGUUCCUUUGCCAGUUCUUUCUGAGUGUUUUUUUGCAUCAUAUUCGAUUGUUGCCAGUUGUUAUCGCUUGUUGCUGCCUUGCAAACAUGGGUUGAUUCUUUUCAAGAUGUCCGUUCAAACAUGGACGUUGGAUUCCCCUACCUAGUGAUAGGACACGCCGGCACGCAAUUGAUUGUAGACCUUGUGCCUGAAGGAAGUUCAGGCUGCCUCAAAGACUACUUCCAAUGAACCCUGUUGGACUACAGUUGCUGCAUGCCUUGGCAGGGUGCAACAGUUUAGUCAAUGUAUAUGCUCGUUGCUCUCGCGCUGUCAGGGGUCAAGAUUGACGAGAAGCAGGAUGUCUUCAUCGUGCCCACGGACAGUUUCUGCAGAAGGCCGCGGACCGUCGUGAUCUGCACAAAUCCGCACUCUGAAAGAGUCUGGAUCAAAUCAGCGAAGCUCGCCCAGAGGCGACAGUGGACCCUUUCACGCGUCCUGCUACAUGGCUGGUUCGGUCCAUUUCCCCCGUUGUGAUGGGUCCAAAGCCCGAGCCCAGAGGCGAAGAAAACAUAGGAGUCCAGACUGGCACCGGUUUCGGUCAGCGAUGAGGUCUGCUCAAAACCGUGAAUCUAUGUGUCCGCUAGCCGACGAUUGGUCGUUGUUUGCUUAGAAGUAGGCAGUUGUUCACUGCAUCCGUUUCACAAGGUUUUCCAAGCUCCACUCGGAGGACGAUCGCUUUCCAUACCCUGUAUCCUGUGGCUCAGUCAGAUGUGACCAAGAAGUGGCG
Messenger RNA from Durusdinium trenchii, 1758 nucleotides. Lineage: Eukaryota; Dinophyceae; Suessiales; Symbiodiniaceae. The record is from the annotation of a GenBank genome assembly.